CUCUGUAAAUACGUAGCUAGUCAGCGCAGAGGCACAGUUACAACGUAUCGCCAAGGUGCUCCCUCAGUAUCGGCCACCCCACCAAGACGCAGGCACUAAAGUAGGGGCGACGUCCACUCCACCACGCCCCGCCAUCUCGCAGCAGAGCCCACGCCGCCGUGGAGCUGGCCCGGGGCAGCCAUGGCGCGAAGAAGAAGACGCGCGAUGCUGGCGUUCGGCACGUUGGCGGCCGCGGCGGCACAUUGCGUGGCGCUCAGCGACCGCCGUCUUAUCACGUUCGACGAGGCGCACAACGCAGUGACAGACACAAUAACCGAGGUGGCCAACGAGGCUGUGGAUACAGCGAAUACUAUCGUAUCGAACUUGGCGUCCACAGUACUUGGUGGCGCCACGCGGACGGACGAGACGAGCAGUCCGUCGACAUCCAUUUCGGUCACGAUAGGAGGCAAUACAGACGACAUAGCGGAGAAACCCACGACGACGGGCAGUGUGGACGAACUAGAUGCGAGUCUUAACGACGAGAACGAUUCACCGACGGCUAUAGCAGAUUCAGAGACGACGACGGCACCGACGAGGGUGACGGUGACGACGGCGCCGUCGACCAGGGUGUCCGCGACCACGGCGCCGUCGACUAGGGUGUCGGUGACGACGCCUGUGACGGGAUCAGAAGAGAAGGAGGAUGCGACGUCGGCUCCGCUUGCCCCAAUAGCUACGAGACGUAGCGGGGUGGCACACGCAGUGUACAUGACGAAGCAACCGACACCACCGCCGUCCAGUGACGACGAAACAGGAGCAGAGUCAACAGCGGAUAGCGAGACAGAGAGCGCAGCGCCGACGGCAGCGCCAGCGCCUAGAACGCAAGCCCCAACAGACGCACCAGUGACGAUUUCAAUAGGAACACAACCUCCGUUAGUCGCGACCGAGGCCCCAGUGCCAGUAUCAACACCAGUACCAGUAAGUAUCCCGGUUUCAACAGAUAUUCCUGUUCCGAUGGAGCCAACAACUGCACCAGUGACAGUAACGCAAGCUCCGGAGCCAGCACCUGUAGUAGAUACGGCGACGCCCUCCACUCACAGUAGUUCAGUAGCAGAUACACCCGAUCGCGGUGUUAUCGACGACGAGACGGACGCGCCGGCAGUAACUGGAUCAACUUCUACAGACGCAGCGGUGAUUGUUCCAGACGAAAGCACUGUUGUGCCAAUUACAGACGCACCAGCCAUGGGAACAGGUAGCGCGCCUUCUACAGGUACAGCGCCGUCACCUGAGUCUCCAGCCUCAUGGACAGACUCCUCCGGUUCCAGCAGCAAUAACGAAACAGUGACGAUACAUUCAGCGAGCGGGAGUGAAGACAACAGCGAGGGAAUUAGUCCAGGUCAAGUCCACGCCAGCUCCAGUGCAGAUGUGAGUCUGGAUGGGUCGGACGCGUUGGAUAUUGAAAGCUCAAACUCUCCUGGAGGCAAACCGAAGAAAAACAAGAAGAAGGAGACACACAGCAGCAGUGGAGAUUACAGUGCCGAUAGUACAACCAGCGAACAGGACGAGUCGAGCAAGAAAUCCAACAGCGGAGCCAGUAACAGCGGCAUGGACGGAAUAUUAAAACCUGGUGGUGUAUCGGACGUCAACACCAGUGCCGCCACGUACUACAGUUUAGGCACAGGGUCCAUCGUCGCGAUUGUCGGAGUGAUUGCAGGCAUCAUGGGUCUUCUGGUCAUGUUCGUGGCAAUUAGUCGUAAGAAAUAUGCGGACGACGACGACGAGAGUCCACUGCCUUACGGCUACGACAUGGACAUGCGCUCCAUCUCGAGAUUAUCGCCGACGUUUAUGCAGGAUGAUUCCUUUAUGGAAAGCGGCUAUAACGGCACAGCACUGAUGGUUGCAGUGCCUCCUCCCACGUACGACGGAGCGUCUUCUAUCAGUGGCGAGAGUGCAGACGAGGUGCCAUCUCUACGUGGUAAUAUGAUGGCAGCCAACCAUUGUGAUCCGUUAGGGGACAUCAGCAUAAGAAGCAGAGUACCGUCCAUGCAGAGCUUCAGUGGUGAACUAGACACGGGCAACGUUCGGGUGUCUGCGUUGUAUUCAGCAGGAUCGUCCAUGACGAGCGGUAGUGAAAUUAGCGGAUCGUGGAGCUCUGUACUGGCCUCGGACACCGAUCGCCAGCCGUCGCGUAACACGCGGGACACAACAUUAAGCGGGUGGUCAGCGACCAACUUGUCGAGCUUCGGUAGCACUGCCAGCGGAGCCUCCGGGUUAUCUCGAAUGACCCGAUCAUCGUCAGCCUUUUCAGCCUUAUCCACUGAACUUCGACAUACUGGCGGCAGUGAUCGGAGUCGCUCGUCGUCGCGGCUGACAAACCAUUCGGACGCACCUCGAGUCGCUGCAGGGCCUGUGGACUCGAGUCGCAGUGACAAGAGCACCGAGAUCUAAUGAUCGUUAGUGAGUGUACAUAGAGUACCGUGGCGUUACGCUGAAACAAAGUCUACCUCAGAAGGACUGUAGAUUUCGAGGGAGACUUAGAUGGUUCCUUUUGGUUGUGUAGUGACUGGCCGAGUGCCUUUAUAAUAUUUGGAAUGCAGAUUUUUGCAAUGCCGUGAGA
Molecule: messenger RNA, 2593 nt
Organism: Phytophthora nicotianae INRA-310
Lineage: Eukaryota; Oomycota; Peronosporomycetes; Peronosporales; Peronosporaceae
Exons: 1
Coding region: 181-2424 (747 amino acids)
Source: RefSeq, a predicted model, not a curated record